AUGGCGCCUUCGCGAUUACAAGCUCCUGCUGUAAGACAACCUGAUGGUGCUGCAUCAGACCAUACCGACGCUCAAUUUCCACUGCCCGCCGCUAAGAGACGUCGCACAUCCAAGCAUGAGGUGCCUGACGAGGAUUCCAAAGACAUGUCCUCGUCAGAUAACGAGCCUUCAGUAGAGUCGCCCUCCCGGGAUGAGAAUGUGCGCUUAAAAGCUGUCUCAAUAGGCUCUACGGGGAACAGUGGUGCCGAGACAUCUGACAACGAAGACUCAGUAGAUCACAGCAUCGCUAUUGCGCCAACCCGGAUAUCGAGAAUCCCAAAGGCCUCUGCAAACGCAUUAGAUAUCACCCCUCGAAGCGCCGCGCCGUCUGCUAUCGCGACCACGGAUGCCACAUUUGCAUCUUUAUCGGUUGCGCCCUGGCUGGUACACACUCUCGGGUCGCUAUCCAUCACGAACCCCACCCCAAUUCAGCAGUCAUGCAUUCCCCCAAUAUUGGCUGGCCAAGAUUGCAUAGGUGGCUCACGGACUGGCUCCGGUAAGACAGUUGCAUUUGCAGUGCCUUUGCUGCAGAAGUGGGCCGAAGACCCUUUUGGAAUCUAUGCGGUGGUUCUUACACCAACCCGAGAACUUGCCCUCCAGAUCUAUGAACAGUUUCAGGCGCUAGGAGCACCACAGAACCUGAAGGUCGUCCUCGUAACGGGCGGCAGUGAUAUGCGACCUCAGGCUAUUGCCCUGUCUCAGCGUCCGCAUAUUGUGGUGGCUACCCCAGGCCGUCUCGCUGAUCACAUCCAGACCUCCGGCGAGGAGAUCACCACCGGCCUCUCGCGUACCAAAGCCAUCGUGCUUGAUGAGGCCGACCGUCUCCUGGCGUCCGGACCGGGCUCAAUGCUCCCAGACCUAAAUGUCUGCCUGUCCGCGCUUCCGCCCUCCUCCUCCCGCCUCACUCUCCUCUUCACCGCGACCGUCACCCCCGAAGUCCGCGCUCUCAAGUCUCAACCCCGACCCGGCCGCGCUGAUGUCUUCAUAUCCGAGAUCUCGGACCCUACAGAUGAUACCACCUCAGUCUCAGGCCCUAGCUUACCUCCGACUCUGAAGCAAACUUACCUCCAGAUCCCCUCCACCCACAAACCCGCCUUCUUGCACGUCCUCCUGCAAACAUCCUCCCUCACGAAUCAAACCCCAAGUAUCAUAAUCUUCACCAACCGUACCACGGCCGCCGACCACCUUCACCGCACCCUUCUCCAUCUCGACCACCCCGUCACAGCCCUGCACUCAGAGCUCCCGCAGCGCCAACGUGCCGCCAACCUCUCCUCAUUUCGCGCUCUCAAAUCCCGCAUCCUCGUUGCCACCGACGUCGCAUCCCGUGGCCUCGACAUCCCCAGCGUUGCCGUCGUCAUCAACUACGACGUGCCCCGCAACCCCGCCGACUACGUGCAUCGCGUGGGCCGCACGGCUCGCGCCGGGCGCACUGGCACGGCCAUUACAUUUGUUGGGCAACGCGACGUGGAGCUUGUACUCGCGAUCGAGGACUACCUGGACGGCCAGAAGAUGACGGCAUGGGAGGAAGAGGGAGUCAAUUUGGAGACGAGGGUCGUCAAGGGCAGGACGCUGAAGGAUGUGGGCGAGGCGCGUAUGGAGGCGAAUCGCGAGGUCGAGCAGGGGAGGGAUGUCAAUGGCUGGAGGAGAGGGGUUAUCAAGAAGGAUCGCAAGAAGGCCAGGCAGUGA
Messenger RNA from Cyphellophora europaea CBS 101466, 1725 nucleotides. RefSeq lists its product as uncharacterized. The transcript has a single exon. The record is from RefSeq and is a predicted model, not a curated record. Gene Ontology annotation, molecular function: nucleic acid binding; ATP binding; RNA helicase activity. NCBI's taxonomy places the organism in Eukaryota, Fungi, Ascomycota, Eurotiomycetes, Chaetothyriales, Cyphellophoraceae. The coding region runs from base 1 to 1725 and encodes 574 amino acids.